Molecule: messenger RNA, 4886 nt
Organism: Amphiprion ocellaris (clown anemonefish)
Lineage: Eukaryota; Metazoa; Chordata; Actinopteri; Pomacentridae
Gene: mcu
Product: mitochondrial calcium uniporter
Exons: 9
Coding region: 56-1186 (376 amino acids)
Biological process (GO): calcium import into the mitochondrion; mitochondrial calcium ion homeostasis
Cellular component (GO): mitochondrial inner membrane; uniplex complex
Molecular function (GO): calcium channel activity; uniporter activity
Source: RefSeq, a predicted model, not a curated record
UGCGUCUCGGUCCUGCCCGCAGCAGUCUCCUUCCCGGCGAGGUUUCACUACAGAGAUGGCUGCGAAAGUGUGCAGAUCAGUACUCCUGUUGUCCCGGAGCAGCGGAGCGGGGGCCGGCAGCCUCCCCGCACUUGUUGUAUCUUCACAGCGACACCAUCAGCACAUAAGACCGGAGGUACUGUCUGCUCCUUUCACCCGUCAGACUGUCAGGAGAGCACAUGGCCUACGGUCAGCAGCCCACUCCACACUGUUCACCCAGCCUACCACUGCCCUGUCUCCACAGGUUUGGAGUGGCGCCCCCUCAUGGCCUGGCCAGAGACUGUUGUGUUCCUCCACUGCUCCAGAAGAGGUGACAGUGGUGUAUCAGAACGGGCUGCCGGUGAUCUCAGUCAGUUUGCCAUCCAGGCGAGAGCGCUGUCAAUUCACCCUAAAGCCUCUCAGUGACUGUGUGGGAGUUUUCCUGCAACAGCUCCAGGCAGAGGACAGAGGCAUUGACCGGGUAGCCAUCUACUCCAUGGAUGGAGCAAGGGUUGCCUCCUCCACAGGUAUAGACAUCCUGCUGCUGGAUGAUUUCAAGCUUGUCAUUAAUGACACAGAACACCUCGUGCGGCCACCAAGGAGAGAGAUGCUGCCCCAUGAGGAGGCAGAAAGGUUGAAUGAUGUCAAGUUCCUGGUGCAGCAGCUUUACACCACCCUGCGCAUCGAGGAGCACCAACUCAGCAAAGAACGUGAGCUGAUUGGACGACUGGAGGACCUCAACUCUCAACUCCGCCCCCUAGAGAAGGUGAGGGAGGAAUUGAGUAAGAAGGCAGAGCGACGCACCACCUGGGUGCUGUGGGGUGGCAUGGCCUACAUGGCCACCCAGUUUGGCAUCCUGGCCAGGCUGACCUGGUGGGAGUACUCCUGGGAUAUCAUGGAGCCAGUCACCUACUUUAUCACUUAUGGCACUGCAAUGGCCAUGUACGCUUACUUCGUUCUUACACGUCAGGAGUAUGUUUAUCCCGACGCUAGAGACAGGCAGUAUCUGCUGUUCUUCCACAAGGGGGUGAAAAGGACACGCUUCGACAUUGAGAAGUACAACAAGCUGAAGGAUGAUAUUGCUGAGGUGGAGUUGGAUCUGAAGCGUCUACGGGAUCCACUCCAGCUCCAGCUCCCAGUUCAGCAGCUCACCGCCAGUAAAAAUUGAUGGGUAGAGUGACUCCCUCCUCUGUCAGCUCCUACAAACCUCUUUUCCCUCUUCCCUCCUGCUGUCCAGCACCCUUCGCUCUCUCCUUUUACCCCCAAAUAUUUCCUCAGACUCCUCCUUCCUCCUAUUCCUCCCACUCCCAAUAAUCCCAUCCCUUUAUUGACUGUGGGAGUUAGUUUUCUCCUUUUUUUGUUUUCGUUUUUGUUUUUAUUUUCCUGACUGAAAUCUCCAGUUGGAAUUGCAAGGGAAAACCGGCUAAAAGAUGAAAAAAAUGGAUGGUGAGAAACCUGGGAACUGAAAACCUCUCACAGCCGAAGGAUGAAAAGGAAGAUGGUGAUUAUAGCGUUGAAAUGGGCACUGUGGACGUGCCUCAAAUCUUCGGAGGGACAGCCUGCAGGUAACUCCAGAGGUGAGAUGACCCCACCUCUAGACACUCCAGGACAGGGAACACGCAGAGGGGCAGCCAUUGCUGAGUGUGCAUGUGUGCGGGACUUUCGGGCUACGCUGGGACACCGACCCUGGCCACUCUGCGGGUCGACACAGCGCCGUAGCCCUGCUUCCUCUAGCAGCCGAACUGUCAACACACACACACACCUUCUCUUGGUCGGUGCAGGCUCCAGGGGACAAGUUUACAAGGAAGUUCUCACUGCAGUCGCACCUUCAGGGAGACCUUCGUUUUCCUGUGGCCGAAUUCUGCUGCCUCUCCCUCUCUGAGCCACGCCUCCUCCAGGUGACGGACAGCUGUCCUUCCCAGUGUGACCUUUGUCAGGAGCCCGUCUCCACUCGCAGGAUGCAGGAAUGACGACGCCUCGUUUCCUCGUCCUGUUGAUGUCCUGUAGCUGCCCGGCCUGCGCAAGUAUGAGAGUACUACCGACAACAACAUCACUGUGUGUUCUUUUAUUCCAAGAAAAAUAUUUUGGCACUUUUUAUUUUGAAAGCCAUAGUAUAUUUGUUAUGAAAAAAUAUAAAUAUAUAUGUAUACAAUCAAAUAAACCGAUGACCAGAGGCUAGUUUCUUUCAGUGGGGGGAGGAGCUCUCUUGCAAACGUCAUUUCACAAGAAACUCAUUUACACCCUCUGCAGAUCUCCUGCCAUGAAGAGCCUGCCGCUACACACACUUGCAUUUACUACCUUUAACUGUUUCAGACGUUUUCAUGACAAAUGCACACAACAGAUUUCACAGUAACUAUGCUCAGAUUGGAUGUAUGGCUCCUGUGCAUGGCCACCAAAGAGGGGGAAACAACGUUGAAACCAAAUCAGGGUGAAAAUGGCUUUGAUUGGAAUUGACCGCUUUUGAGCAUCACAGAAUAUCAAUGCGGAUAAUGCUGUGCUUGACCUCUAUAAUCAUCCCAUGAAUGCAAAGAUUGCUGCAGAAGCAUAAUGACAGCGUUCAAAUGUUUAGUGACCAUUGACUCAGACAAACCCACAGGCAUGUUACAUAUUUGAUUAGCUGAAUGACUUUUUCAAAAAACAGAGCAGAGUGUUCGCAAAUUGCCUGCAGCUCAGUAACGCUUUUCCAAAUAUUGUGUUGUUUUUACCUUUUCAACUGAAGCGUCCAAAUGAAAACGAUAUCAUUAUCUCACUGAUGAAACAAAGGCUACAUCUAACCAAAAAAAAGCGUCAUGGCAUUGAGGUCGUAGAGGUUUUUCCAUCCUGAAAUUAAGCCAGAGUUUUCUCCUCCCACUGCUGCUGUAACGCCCCUUCCCCCCUGCUCCCUCGAUGGCAAGGCAGGGUAGACUGCAUGUUGUGGUACGCCCUCAGUAGAAAUUUGUGAAUGUGUAGGAGCAUUAUUGCAAUUUUGUACUUAAAUUGGACACUUUUCUUUGCCACAUCUAGCUGAAGUCUCAUCCACAUCGAGCUCAAGUCUCACCCCUCCUCGUUCAAUCAGAUGUUAUCGAAGCCAUAUGUUUGUGUUGUUCAUCUUCAUGAUUCUUUAAUUAUUUUCGGGAUGGUCACCAAAUAAACUUUUCUCAGCUUUACAUAGUUUUCUGUUCAGGGUGAGGAUUGGCGGCCCUCUCUCCAGUUCCAUUUAUCUCUCUAGAGAAGUUCUCAAAGCCAGUUAUUUUCAUCGCUGUAGAUCACCUCUGCAGAGGGGAAGCAGGAUGACAUGACGUCCUUGCAAACACUGUAGACUCGAGUUCAUCUUGUGCUUGUGUGUGUGAACAGCUGACCGAAUCCUACUGAGGAGAUCAUUGUGUUUAACUGCAGAUUUUAUAUUAAAAUGCAUGAUUUUCGAACAAAUCAAAAGUUAGCCAUGCAGAUCUCGAGCCAGGAUUUGGUUUAAGCUGUUACUGUGAGUUGUGUGUGUGUGUGCGUGUGUGUGUGCGUGGGUGUGUGCGUGUGUGUGUGUGUGUGUUGGUUAUCUCCAAGGAAAAUGGUGCCUUUUGGAUCAUUAUUGAUUAACUCUAUAGACAAUGUAGCAAUCUGUAAAUGGCAACAGUGGGAAAUGAUCAGAAGAGAAGGUUAGCCUUGUUUUGAAUGAAACCAUCAUAUGAAGGAUGGUUCAAUUUGAAUGUUUAGAAGUGGAAAUCAAUUUUGCUGUGUGCCAUGAAUGUUUGUUGAAUCCGCAUGUGCUGGGGGCAAAGUGCAGAUCACCGUAUUCAUGAAUCCUGUGCUAAUAAUUGUUGCUUGUCAUAGGUGCAAAAAUCAAUUCCACCCUCAUCCCGCUUCUUCGCCGUCAUUAGCUUUCAAUUCAGUUUUCCUGAAUAGACCAGCUCACAUACACACAUGAAGAGAAAUCGGUGUUUCCUUGGAGAUGUACUGUAGAAGGUGAGCGAGUUCAGACCUCUGUUUGCAGUCCAGUCCUCCCCUCUGCUGUUUCUACACCACACUUCUCUCCAUCAUCACCUCUUCCUUUCUAUCACGCCAUCCACCGUUUAUUGCCUUUGGGUUUUGUUUUGUUUUUUUCUCUUGUCUAUUUUUUAAAAACGAAAAUAUAUCAAAUAUAGGGAAACUUUAUUCUAAAGAGGGUGUUGCAUGAAUGUAUGUUUACAUGGGAAAUUACUUAAAACUUAAAAAAAAAAGAUUUAUCAAAAAUAACUGCAAAGAUAAUUUAAGAACGUUGUUUGUAGAGAUUCCUAGUUAUAAAGGGCAGUGGACAGGGCUGCGUCUUUACAACCUGCCCUGCCAAAUCUGAUUUAAAUCCCAGCCAACCAAAUGCUCAAACCUCACUCCCAUCUUCACCUUAUUUACUCCCAUAAUCCUCUCCUUUAGCGUCCAUUCAUACUCCCCAAUAAAUGGAAAAACACCCUCCAUCUGCGGUGCACGUAUAAAAGAGGCUUAAUAACCUCAUGUCCUGGAUUUGAGUCCAGGGGAGAAGUGCACUCUUUCAGCCUAUCGGGGAACACCUCUAAUUCUUGUCCCUCUAUCGACCCUCAGCCUUUUUUCUCCAAAGACACAUUAUUAUUGUUCCAUGUUUUGAAUGUGUGUUUAAGUUUUGAAUAUGUUCUUUGCGUGCACUUAAAAUACGACAUGUUUAAAAUGCCUAAAGAGUGAAGCAGAACAUAGGAUUGAACAGAUCUUGUUCUUCAUUCUGACCUCUUAUUUUGUUUUUCUUGUCUUUAUUUUUCUUUUCUGUUGACAUAUGAUGCUGUAAUGUUGGCAAAAAAAAGAAAAAUGUAAAAUCCUGUAUCAUUUAUGAAAUAUGUAUAAAAGAGAAAUGUAAUUCAAUUAUCAAUAAAAUCCUUAUCCAGUUUUUGGAA